AUGCACGGCGCUGCGUCUGCGAUUCCGUUCUACACUGCAGAGACAGUCCAGCGGGUGCUCCAGAUGCCGCAGCUCAUCCUUGCGAUGGAAGGAGCUCUGCGCGCCUUCUCCGGCGGCCGUGCCCACGCUUUGUCGUCCUCGUCGUCGUCGUCCGCGUCCUCGGGCGCGCUCGGGGUCAAGCUCGUCACGUUCUACCCGCACAACCCGCGGGGCGUCGCGACCCACAGCGCCGUCAUUGCUCUGUUUGAGCCUACAACGGGCAUCCCGACCGCGCUCAUGGAUGGCAGCGUCAUCACUGAGCUGCGCACUGCGGCUGUCUCGGCGGUCGCUGCGAGAUUGCUCGCCCCGCUGGACUCGUCCGUGCUCUGCAUUCUCGGCUCUGGAGCGCAGGCGUGGUCUCACUGGCAGGCAAUGCGUCUCGUGCGCCCAUUCACGCACGUGCGCAUCUGGAGCAGGACGCCAGCGAACGCACACGCACUCGCAGAUCGAAUCACGAGGCAGCAAGCGUCUCAGACCGCCCACUCCUCGUCGUCUGAGAAUCCGAGUCCCGUUCAAGUCACAGUCGCAUCGACACCUCGAGAUGCCGCGCUUGGUGCCGACGUGAUUGUCUGCGCCACCUCGGCCACCGAGCCAAUUCUCCUCGGCGAGUACGUCAAGCCCGGCGCGAUGGUCACCGCCGUCGGCGCUUGUCGGCCAAACUGGCGUGAAAUGGACGAUGCCUUGAUGCAAAAUUCCAUUGUGAUUGCCGAUUCGCUUGCGGGUGCCUUGAAAGAGUCGGGCGAUAUCAUUCUUUCCCAGGCCACCGUGGCCGGCGAAUUGGGCGAGCUCCUCACACGCCGCGACGAGAUUGCUCGCGCUCAAAACGCUACAAGCACACUGAAUACGCUUGCUUCGAGCAAUGCAUAUCUGCCGCUUCAGACAUCUCCAGUCAAGCCAAUUGUCUUUAAAUCUCUUGGCAUGGCUGUUGAAGAUGUUGUUGCUGCGUCUUUGGUUGUCGGCGCAUUGCAUCCCUAA
Molecule: messenger RNA, 1014 nt
Organism: Capsaspora owczarzaki ATCC 30864
Lineage: Eukaryota; Filasterea; Ministeriida; Capsasporidae
Product: mu-crystallin
Exons: 2
Coding region: 1-1014 (337 amino acids)
Cellular component (GO): cytoplasm
Molecular function (GO): hormone binding
Source: RefSeq, a predicted model, not a curated record